Molecule: messenger RNA, 603 nt
Organism: Lobosporangium transversale
Lineage: Eukaryota; Fungi; Mortierellomycota; Mortierellomycetes; Mortierellales; Mortierellaceae
Exons: 2
Coding region: 1-603 (200 amino acids)
Source: RefSeq, a predicted model, not a curated record
AUGUCGCAAAUCACCGCAAAUACUUCGGAUACUUCUAAUCAAAAUGAACAAGCUGCACCUAUCUCUCCUCCUACCCCUCCUAUCCUUUCUCCUGUCGCUCCCCCUAGUCUCUCCUCUGCCUCUAGUCUCUCCUCUGCCUCUAGUCUCUCCUCUGCCUCUAGUCUCUCCUCUGCCUCUAGUCUCUCCUCUGCCUCUAGUCUCUCCUCUGCCUCUAGUCUCUCCUCUGCCUCUAGUCUCUCCUCUGCCUCUAGUCUCUCCUCUGCCUCUAGUCUCUCCUCUGCCUCUAGUCUCUCCUCUGCCCCUAGUGCCAACCCCAAUGCUGCUCCUGUCGGCAACGAAGGCAACCAGGACCAAGGCACAGCUGGGUCAUUAACUCAACCUUUCUUUAUGACAUCCGAACUUGUGGACCUUACACGCGACGAUGAUGUCCCUUUUGGAAUUCUGCUUCCCCCAAAAAGACGAAAAUUAGAUGUAGGGCCGUCAAUCUGCCUCGGUCCCACCAAUCCAGCCCUAGAGUCCAUUAUCGGAUCUGGACCACAUCAAUGGGUCGAUCACCAGCGCUAUCCACUAGUGCAGCCUGGUAGUCACGUCAGCCCUACGUAA